GGGAAGGGAUCGCAAACCACACAAGUCCAAGGAUGUGGGACCUUUGCCCUGGACAGUGACAGAGGGACUCUGAGAAGUGAAGGUGCACAAGGAAAUUUAAAACACAACCAAGAGACAGAAAACAACAACUGACUUAGAGGUGGUCGUCACACCUCCAUGCUGGAGACCUGAUCUCUGGGAGCAGGACAGAGUCUGGCCUCCCCCCCCCCCCGGCCCCACACCUGGUGCCAUGGGAACAAGUAGGUGCAACAGGUACAGCAUUGUGUCAGACAUUUUACCGGAGGAGGAACGGCAGAAGAUCUCGAGCUUGGGUCUCCACAACGGCCACAGUAACCCCAACUUCCGACGGCACUCGGCCGGCGCCAUAGAGACAGAAGACAGCCGGAGGAGGUCGGGAGCCUCUGCCGCCGCCGCGCCCACCGCCAGGGGACAAGGAGUGAUGAACGACUACAACGGCAAGAUUCUGACAAGAGGCUCCAGCCAAGUACGGAGCCGCUUCGUGAAGAAAAAUGGACAGUGCAAUGUUAUAUUCACCAACAUGGAGGAGAAGAGGCAGCGCUACCUAGCCGACAUCUUCACCACCUGCGUGGACAUCCGCUGGAGAUACCUGCUGCUCAUAUUCUGCACCAGCUUCAUGGUGUCCUGGCUUUUCUUUGGCAUUAUCUUCUACACCGCCUCCCUGGCACACGGGGACUUUGAGGAGCAACCUGCGGCGAAGGGCGACGGGCUGGCGUUGGGCGGACUGCACGGGCCCACAUCUGGACACACAGCUGGAGGGCAGCCGCAGAGGAUGCCCUGCAUACUUCACGUCCACGGGUUUGUCGGGGCGCUCCUCUUCUCCAUGGAGACCCAGACCACCAUCGGUUACGGCUGGCGCUGCGUUACCGAGGAGUGCCCCGUGGCCGUGAUAACGGUGGUGGUCCAGUCCAUCGUCGGCUGCAUCAUUGACUCUUUCAUGAUCGGCACCAUCAUGGCCAAGAUGGCGCGGCCAAAGAAGAGGAACCAGACCCUGGUGUUCUCCAAAAACGCGGUCAUCGCCAUGCGCGACGGCAAGCUGUGCCUCAUGUGGAGGGUGGGCAACCUGCGGAGGAGCCACAUCGUGGAGGCGCACGUCCGGGCCCAGCUCAUACGCUCCUACGUCACGGCCGAGGGCGAGUUCAUCCCCUUGGAGCAGAUGGACCUGAACGUGGGCUACGACGAGGGCACGGACAGGCUGUUCCUCGUGUCCCCGCUGGUGAUAGUCCACGAGAUAGACAGAGACAGCCCCUUGUACACGCUGAGCCGGGCCGAUCUGGAGACGGACGACUUCGAGAUCGUCGUGAUCCUGGAGGGGAUGGUGGAGGCCACGGCCAUGACCACGCAGUUCCGCAGCUCCUACCUCGCCAGAGAGAUCUUCUGGGGUCACAGGUUUGAGCCCGUGAUCUACGAGGACCGGGACCGCUACAAGGUGGACUACGGCCGCUUCCACAAGACCUACGAGGUGGCGUCGACGCCUCACCUCAGCGCCAAAGAGCUGGAGGAGGCCGGGAGUCGGGCCUCUUCUUCUGCUGCAGCAGCCGCCGCCGCCGCUUCUCCCGCCUCUGCGUGCAGAACCACGCAGGACCUGAUCCCCAGGUCGCUGAGCGCCUUCUGCUACGAGAACGAGGUGGCGCUGAGCUGCGGGGAGGAGGAGGACGACAUCUUCGACUCCUCUCAGGUCGCAGGGAAGGAGAAGACGGAGGAGAGGAGGACUUCGGUUUCUGUAGACUUCCAAAACAUGUUCCAGGACAGUCCCGUCGUGAUGUCGGGCAGCCACAGCGUCAUGUGCGUCCUGGACAUGGACAAUAACCAGAUGGAGUUCGACAUCCUACAGACUGCCAUCCCUCUCGACCCCGUGACCUAUAAGAGCGAGCAGGAGAUCUGAAGAGCUCCCCCCGCGUCCCUCCUCUCUCUUUCACCCGCGGGCGACUGAACCGGAAGAAGGAUCUCUCGGUGACGUUGCUCAGUGUUGGAUCGCACGUUUCAACCCCUUUGCCUUGCCAGUGUUGAUUUAUAUUCACAUGUUUGUUUCCUUUUCUUCUUCUCAUUGGGAUUUUAAAAAAAAAAAGAAAAAAAAUUAGAAAUAUAAAAAGAAGAAAUUGUUUUCCUAAAUAACCCUCGGCACAUGCAACUGCAUUUCCUCAGAGAGCCAUAAAAACAAACAACAAACAAUCGGACUGAUUUUGCAGGACGAUGAAUGGAAGCACUGACGGGCUGUUCGUGCUCUUUUAUUGUGAAUUAACAACCAAAGGAAAGUCCCGACACUUGAGUCAUGUUUUAGAAACGUACUUUACUUGAGAGUUUCUUUGUCUCUGUGAAUGUAAACAAGAGAUUCUAUGAAAGCAAUAGCACUUUUUUUUUUUUUUGAUGUACUUCUCCUCCCUUUUGAAGAGGACUGAGCUUUUUCAGAUGCAGUCUUUUAUCAGUGUGAUCGAUUUAUAUGCUUCAUGGAUUUCAGUGGUCAUCAUGCCUGCAGUAGUUCCCCGCAUAGUCUGCUAUUUGCACUUUUUGUGAGACCGUCUGUUCUUUUCCGGAAAAGCAUAAAAAACAAACAAACAAACAAACAAACAAAAACAAAACAACAACCUCCCUCUCUCUGGGUGCUUCUAGUAUUUGAGCAUCAGGGAGAAACUGUUUUUCUUUGUGCAGGAAACCAACGAGACCGUGUCAAGUGCAAUCACUGGGGAUCAGGAUCUUUAUUAGAGUUAUAGAUACCAAAAUCGAAUAUCAAUUCUAUUAGUGCUAUCGAUAUAAAGUUUAUUUUAUGAACCACUUCAAAUCUUUUUCUUUAAUUCUUGGUGUGUUUCUUGUGGAGGCUGCAGCCAGUGAUACCAGAAACAACACUGAGAAGUGGCUUUUAAUUCAUGCGUGUGUGCUGUCGCAGUUCGCCAAAGGUCUGGAGAUGGAGAGGUGAAACACGGAGCGCAUCUGACGCAGGUGUGCACGCAGCCUAAGGUGAGCGGACAGGUGUGAAGCCACCGUGAAGCACAACAGGAAACAAAAAGGGAUAAAAGGAGAACUGCUUUGAACCGGAAGGUGUCACGGUGGUUGUAUAAUAGAUAGAUGACACUCAGAAAUCAGUUGCCCUGGGAGACGCAGAUGGCGCGAUGCUGAUUAGAAAAUAUAAUUCAUAGAGAAAUAACCUGUAAUUAAACCUCUGGGAGUGAAACCAACUAAAAUGUUUAAAUACAGUUUGGGCCGUGAUGUAGACAAGCGAGUUCACGUAUUCACCCCUGUAACCUUUAGAUGGGACCAUCAGCUGUCAGACCAGUAAACCUGCUGCACCUGAUGAUACUACAACUCUCAUUCUUGAACAACUUUGUAUUUUAUUUUAUUUAUUUAUUUUUUCAUUUUUACUAAUUAUAUUGCUUGAGCAAGUGUGUGUGAGUGUGUGUGAGUGUUUUUGAAUUCAUGUGCGAGAGAGUGGCUGCAGACUGAUGCAACAAGCAUUUGAUAGUAUUAGAUUUCAAAAUCUCAAUUGUCUAAAUUUUUUAUUCAUUGCAAAACCUGCUGAACAUGAAGGAACAUCUGAAGCACAAGAACAGACUUCCUGACAAACACACGCUGCCAGCCAAAAGAAAAAUGUUGUAUUCAGAGUUGACUGUAAAGGUUUGCAGCCGACGAGAGCUGACGAACAGUCGAAUAACUUACAUAUGGAUCAGUCUAAGCCUCUGAAACAGACCGACUGCACGUUACGAUAUGAAAGUGUAUUUUACUGUACAUUUGUUCUAUAGUGGAUGUGUAGACGUGUUUUUGAGGUUCAGUUUCUAGAUGCUUAACUGUUCAAAGAUUCUUAAAGUUUCCUGGCGAUGUCUUUUAACUACGCAGAGAACACCAAAAUGUUUCUGUGUAAAUCCACAGUAUUUCUGUACGAAAUCAUCUCAGUUUAACACUAUGAGAGUGGUUUGAUCAGAUUCGAAAGUUGGGUUUGUUCUGUGAGAAAAAAACAAACACACAACGUUGUUUUGAUUGGCAGUGUAUACAGAACAGGAGUCUGCCUGAGUACGAGAAAAACGACCAGUGUAAACGUCACCUUGUGUAACAGACAUAGUCAUUUUUGUUUCCUUUGCUGCAAAGUCUUCCUGCUUCGUAUUAACCUACAGAUUUUCCAACCCCCUGCACUCAGCAAGAUGUUGUCCUAUUUGAAACAAGCUGAAAAGAAAAAGAAAUCUAAAGUACAAAGCACUUUAUUCUUCCUUGUAUACCUUUUUUUGAUGUUGCAAAUAAAUAUUUCUAUAAUUUUG
Messenger RNA from Seriola aureovittata, 4262 nucleotides. Its product is annotated as ATP-sensitive inward rectifier potassium channel 12-like. Gene Ontology annotation, molecular function: inward rectifier potassium channel activity. NCBI's taxonomy places the organism in Eukaryota, Metazoa, Chordata, Actinopteri, Carangiformes, Carangidae. Gene Ontology annotation, cellular component: plasma membrane. Gene Ontology annotation, biological process: potassium ion import across plasma membrane; regulation of monoatomic ion transmembrane transport. The record is from RefSeq and is a predicted model, not a curated record. Bases 230 to 1903 code for a protein of 557 amino acids. The transcript has 3 exons.